This is a messenger RNA of Paecilomyces variotii, 2652 nucleotides long. RefSeq names its product C6 transcription factor Prf. The transcript is spliced from 6 exons. The record is from RefSeq and is a predicted model, not a curated record. NCBI's taxonomy places the organism in Eukaryota, Fungi, Ascomycota, Eurotiomycetes, Eurotiales, Thermoascaceae. Gene Ontology annotation, cellular component: nucleus. Gene Ontology annotation, molecular function: zinc ion binding; DNA-binding transcription factor activity, RNA polymerase II-specific; DNA binding. Bases 1 to 2652 code for a protein of 883 amino acids. Gene Ontology annotation, biological process: regulation of DNA-templated transcription; DNA-templated transcription.
AUGGAGGUUGCAAACCCCUCUUCAGAUCAGUUUUUCAACGACCUAUCUCAGGGUCUACCCGCCACCGAUACGUACCAGUCGCAAACAUCAGAGAACACCGGCGCAGCCCAGGGUGAAGGAGAUGGGAACUCAGUCCCUCGUCCUAAGCGCAUCGCAUGUGUUGUUUGCAGGAAGAGAAAACUUAGAUGCGAUGGCAAGAAGCCUAGUUGUGGCACUUGCUCGAGAUUAGGUCAUGACUGCGCGUAUGAUGAGGUGCGCAAGAAGAGCGGCCCAAAGCGUGGAUAUGUGAAGCAGCUAGAAGCUCGUUUAGCCCAGGUUGAGACGUUAUUGAAGAGCCAGGAUCCAGAGCCACCACGGGCUUCUGCGCCGAAUCCCCAGCAGAGCAGCACCUUCAAUGACACAUCGAUACCAAGUGACCCGAUGCCAGGGAUGCCUGAUAUGUCUAUGUUUUCGGAUAACAUCCCAAAUUCGAUGCCGUCGCUUGCUGGGACGUUCGGACAGACCCAGUCUGGCCCAACAGGUCUGGCGGGAGAAAACAUGGGCUUCAAUGGAGAUUUCUCCUGGGAAAUGAUCAGUCUUGGCCUGGAGGAGCCGUUGCCUGCGCAAGACGUGAUUGAUGAGCUGCAUCAAAUCUACUUUGACAAGGUCCAUCCCUCUUCACCAAUUAUACACCGACCGCGAUAUUUAGCUGCUAUGAAUCUAGCACCUCAUACGCGGCCUCCAGUGUGCUUACGUUAUAUCAUGUGGUGUCACGCCGCAUCAGUAUCGAGCAAAUAUUCUUUCUUGCAGGAGCAUUUUUAUCAGCGGGCGCGGAAGUACGCUGAAGCAGAUGAAAUGAAGGGCCAAGGAGAAGCGAUAACGACUGUUGCUUAUUCACAGGCAUGGUCCCUGAUUGCCGCAUAUGAAUUCAAGAUGCUAUUCUUUCCUCGAGCGUGGGCAAGCGCUGGUAAGGCUUCCAGGUUGUCAUUGAUGACUGGCUUGCAUCGCUUGGAUGGAACUGGUCUCGACACGAAACAGUGCAUAGGACCGCCUCGGGACUGGACAGAAAGAGAGGAAAGAAGGAGGGCGUUCUGGUUAGCAUUCUGCCAAGACCGAUAUGCGAGUAUCGGUACUGGAUGGCCCAUGAUGCUGGACGAAAGAGAUAUUUUGACGAAUCUUCCUGCUUCGGAGGACGCAUAUAUCCACGGACGCCCAGAAAAGACACCCUCCCUUUCCGAGGUCGUCGCCGGCGAAGGUCUUGCGAACAUGUCGCCAUUUGCUGGUGUUAUAGUGACGGCCUCUUUCUUUGGCCGUCACCUCAUGCAUUUGCAUCGUCCAGAGCCCAACGACAAUGAUCAUGAUCUUAAUGGGGAAUUUUGGAAGCGGCACAGAGCAUACGAUAACAUCAUCCUAAAUACUGCCUUGUCACUACCAGCCCAUCUUCGGUUACCUGCUGGCAUCAACGAUCCGAACAUCGUCUUCUGCAACAUGUGUAUCCAUACAUCAACGGUCUGCCUCCAUCAGGCUGCCAUUUUCAAGGCAGACAAGAAUCAGAUGCCGAGCCAGAUUGCAGCAGAAAGUAAACGAAGAUGUAUCAUCGCUGCCGACCAGGUAGCAAGCAUAAUGAAGAUGAUAAGCCAUACUGAUUUAUCUACGAUGAAUACCUUUAUCUGCUUCCCCCUCUAUGUUGCCUCCCGUGUCUUUGUGCAAUAUCUUAAAUCGCGCCCCAACGAUCAGACAGUUCGAUCGACCCUGCACUUCCUGCUUUCAGCGCUCAAUGCUAUUAAGCAUAUGAAUCCUUUGACGGAAUCGUUCUUGAUUCAACUCAAAGUCGACCUCGGUGGGACGAUCAUGGAGACACCUGAUAUAGCAGUUAAGACGAGCUGUGGUAUGAAGGGGAAGUCAAACGCGUCAGGCAGUGCCGGAGGAUGCUCGCCACUCGUGCCAUUUGAGAACUCUCAGCAGUCCCAAAAGUCCGGGUCGACCGUCGAGAGCCCAUUGUCAGGAGAGACACUCCUAGAUAAUCCAGGAUCAUAUGGUCAAUCCGGAAUUAACCCCUCGGCUAUCCCUAAUCGUCAAAAGCAACUUGGAAUACAGCAGUUCAAUACGAGUCUUGGCUUAAGUGGCAUGGAACUUCCAGUCCGUCGGCAGGCUUCUGGGAAUUCCAGUCCCAGUAUGGAAACAAUCGGUUACAGGAUAAACGGGGAUAUGGAUGUCUCAUCUGAUAUGAGCGUCAGUGACCGUAAUCAGCCUUCUUCGGAUCACCCCACUCCAUCGACACAAAACUCGUCUUCGAAUACCUCUUACGGGGUUUCGGGAGCUGAUUAUCCUUCGCCGCAAAAGCAUCAGCGUUCGUCCACGACCGCUUCCAAUAUACAUCCGAAUUCGUCUGUUGACCCGUCUGUGAGAAACAUGGCGAUGCCUUCGGACAAUCAAUCCUACCUCGCAGAGGUAUCGUCGUCCGUUAAUUACUUUGCUCCUGACGGCGGUAACGCCGGCGGUCUCACUGGAUCAGAGAAUCCUUUCGCCAUGCCCGCAGCUUGGGACUACCCCCUUAACCAAGGCUCUCCUGAAAACAUAGAGGUUGUUGGGGGAAUGUCAGGCAUGACUCCUACAGAAAGCCAAUGGACGCAAAUGCUUGAAGGCGCGAGUUGGGAGAACUGGCGGACAUGA